AGAAAUGGUAUAAUCCAUUUUCAGGUGUCUCAUAUUGUAUUAGAUGCUGCUUCAGGCCUGAAUGUGAAACUACAAUAUGUUUCAUUUAGUCAUUGAAGUUACAAACAAUAUGUGAAAAAAUGUUUUAACCAAUAUGAACUGGGCUUAGUGUCUGAUAUGAAGUGUUCUUGAAUGCAGCUCUCCUUUUCAUGUCUUUGCGUUGCUUUGUUUCUCCUCUGAUUACUUCUUCAGUGGCGUAAACAAUCUGGUUGUAUAUCUGGGUCUCCAGAGUCAACAGCAACCCAAGCCCAAUGCAGUGAAUCGGAUGGUAACACAGAUCAUCAGUCAUCCCAACUACAACGCCAAUACUCAAGACAAUGACAUCUGCCUCCUGAAGCUGUCAUCUCCAGUGAGUUUCACCGACUACAUUCUGCCCGUCUGCUUGGCGGCCUCAGGCAGCACCUUCUACAACGGCACUGACACCUGGGUCACUGGCUGGGGCAACAUUGGAAGUGGAGUGUCCCUUCCCUCACCACAAAACCUAAUGGAGGUGGAGGUGCCAGUUGUGGGAAACAGACAGUGUAACUGUAACUAUGGAGUGGGCCAUAUCACAGACAACAUGAUGUGUGCCGGGUUAAGUGCUGGAGGGAAGGACUCCUGUCAGGGUGAUUCUGGUGGUCCACUGGUGAGUAAGCAGAGCAGUCGCUGGAUCCUGGCUGGAGUUGUGAGUUGGGGAGAGGGUUGUGCUCAGCCUAAUUUACCAGGAGUCUACACCAGAGUGUCCCAGUAUGAAAACUGGAUCACCAGCCAGGUCACAGGCGACCAGCCGGGAUUCAUCACUUUCACGUCCAAUGGGACUGACAGUGACCUCAGUGUUACCUGUCCGGGCCUACCCCCACCUCCAACCACACUCCCUCCAACAGCCAAACCUGUGGUCUGUGGCCAAGCCCCACUGAAUCCUCGUAUCUUGGGAGGAAGCUCAGUGGUGACAGCUGGCGUGUGGCCAUGGAUGGCAAGCCUACAGUGGAAAGGACGUCACGUGUGUGGUGGGACUCUGGUGGCUGUGGACUCUGUACUGAGUAAUGCAAACUGCUUCUCAAAUUCCCCCAUAGCAUCUGAAUGGACUGUGGUCUUGGGCCGUUUGAAACAGAAUGGCACCAACCCCAAUGAGGUGACACUAAAGGUGACUAAUAUCACCCUGAGCAACCUAACUGGGUCUAAUGUAGCAGUGCUGCAUCUGGAAGCUCGGCCCACCUUGACCAACUUCAUCCAGCCCAUCUGCCUGGACAACGGCCGAACCUUCGCUGUGGGCUCAAAAUGCUGGGCUACUGGCUGGAGCUCUGGACAAGGAGGGGUGGAAGAAGUUCUGCAGGAGAUUCCGACCUCGGUGGUAAAUUGUGAGAAUGCAUCAACAACUGACAGCAUUUGUACAACAUCUUUUACACUGGGGCAGGGUGAUUCUGGUGGGCCGUUGAUGUGUAAGCUGGGUGGCUCUUGGUUCCAGGCAGCAGUGUUGACUGCUGACACUAACACCACUGGGCAAACACGAGCAGCUACAAUGAUGACCUUCACCAAACUGAACCAUUUUGAGAGCUUCCUGGUUAAUACACUGGGGACAUUUUUGUCUCCAACUUCCGCAGCUGCAACCACCCAAUCCACCAACAUAACUGCCACCACUCGUGGGGACGCCCCUGCUCACUUUCCCUUCUUCUUCCAUCUCCUUCUAUUCUUCAUGUGUCUCCACCUCUUUAUGUAGAAACCUCUAACCUCACUAUUAAUAGUGAUUUACAUAAUGUGACAGGCACAAAUGAAUAUAAAUCACCUUGAAUUUGAGAGACAGUGCAAGCUUACAUCUGCAUUAACUAAUCUAGAUCUCACUCUAAGUUCUGCACUUAACUAUCUUUGCUCCAGUAACUCACUUUUCUUCUAACUCAAAGCCAUUCACUGGCUUUAGGCUCUGCCCUCUUAACCAGUUCAUUUAACAGGAGCAAGGUAAAUCCACUAACAACUUCCACUGGGAAGGCUUCAGGUUUCCAACUACGCCCUCUGCUGCCAAGUUUAUAUACUUAAAGCUCUUUCCUCUCACAGGCCAUUUCAAUUGCAUCCUACCAUGGAUGGUACCAUGUGGUUUGUGACCACAACAUAAGACCUGGUCUUAGGUUAGUGAUAGCUUUCUCCUAAGAAAUUAUGAAACUAUUUUAAAAACAACUAUAAUCUAUCACCUGGUCACUGUCCUAAUAAACUGGACCUUCUUUUUGUCAAAAGAAAAGAUUCUGGACUCUAACUGCUUUCAGUCUAAAAUGAAGGGUGUAAAGGAAGAAUUUUUAAAGCCACACCGAACAAAUGUAUGUAAACGUAGCCUCAUAUUUCACAAUUUCAUAGUUUUUUGAAGCUACCUACAUAACUGUAUUUGUACAGCUACUCUUAUCUUUUAAACCAGUACAAUAAUAUAAUAUGUGGCUUUAUCCAUCUUCACAGAAGAAUGUGAAAUGGAAUCACUGAGUGCAAUUCAUUACAUAAAAUUAAGAAGAAAUUACAGACAUUAUGCACAUGACUCAGAAUAAUCAUGUCAAUUAUUCAUGUUUGCCAUGGAAUAACUUUCCUUUUAAUGUGAAAUCACUGAACCAUUUUCCUGCUUUUGUCAUAAUAGCCUUCUUUUACAUGAAAUGAGUCAUUUGUUUGAUUCAGUAUAAUUCUACUUUUAUGAAUGUUUGGACCAAAGUGUUGUAUCGACCAACUAACGUUUCCAUCUAUAAAGUCACAACACUAGUAUGGCUCAAAAUAACUGUGAUUUCAUGAAUAUUUUUACUGUCCUUUUCUGUUUUAGUGUGGCAUGCUGACCAUGUGUGUUUUAUUGAGACAAAGACCUUUAUGUUAAAGCACUCGAACAGAACAUGUAACAAUUAAAGCAGGGGACAUAAAUAAAAAUACCAUCUACUCUAAUGAGGUUUUGUUACUUUAAAAUUAAAACAUCAGUGGUCAUUCACUUUUAAUAAUAUAGAGGUCAGGCCUGGUGAUUGGACAAAGCUAGCACUGUGAAAGUCACUUUGGACCCUUGGCAAUUGUGGUUAUUUUUCCAGACCAAGCCAUUAAUUAAUGGAGGACGUUAAAUGAAGCCAUAAUGGUAAUUAGUGGUAAAUUUCUCCUAUGCAAAAUAAACAUUAGCUCUACUUCUACCAAACACAGCAAAAUCCUUUAUAUUAAUGCAUAAUUGUCUAAUAUAAUAUAA
Monopterus albus (swamp eel) is the source of this 3208-nucleotide messenger RNA. RefSeq names its product serine protease 27. Bases 305 to 1735 code for a protein of 476 amino acids. NCBI's taxonomy places the organism in Eukaryota, Metazoa, Chordata, Actinopteri, Synbranchiformes, Synbranchidae. The transcript is spliced from 7 exons. Gene Ontology annotation, molecular function: serine-type endopeptidase activity. Gene Ontology annotation, biological process: proteolysis. The record is from RefSeq and is a predicted model, not a curated record.